AUGGCUCAACCACAACAACUAGCACAGGAGUGGAACAGCGAAUUUCAGAGAUACGUGAUUCCGUUUUGGGAUAAGAACUAUGGACGUUACUAUUGGCAGCACUAUAUUGAAGGCCAAGGUUGGACAUUCUUCGACUGGGCUCCCGUCGGAUGGGUUCCCGCGGCGCAUGCCGUACCCCCGGCUCAGUCUCAAGUCCAGUUCCAGCAGCCGCAUAUACGUAGCGACUCUGUCCAAACUGUCACCUCAUCCGGAGCCUUUUACGUCAGGGGCAGUGCUUUCUUUGAGGAAGGGAAGGUCUUUUCGGUUCUCUUCACUGAGCCAGCGGGUACCAACGCCCUGAACGGGCUGAAUCCCAUGGCCGACUACAAUACCAACUUGUCCAGCAAUACCAGCCUUUCAAGGCUUGUACAGGGUGAAGCGCCGCUGCGGAAGGCUCCCAUCCCAAUCGAAAUGGAGGAAAAUAACAGGGCGCUGGUCCCGGCCUCCAGAAUCUACUUCGCCAUCCACCACCCGAUUCAGUACAACGUCAAGGUGAAAAAUCUCGGCCACGUCCAUCCAGAUUAUAUUCCCACUUUCCUUGGCUACUGGAACCAGGAGAACACAGACUCACAGGACGACCCUGAUGUGGCACAAAACCCAAACAAUACGGACAAUUUCUAA
Messenger RNA from Alternaria viburni, 660 nucleotides. RefSeq lists its product as uncharacterized. NCBI's taxonomy places the organism in Eukaryota, Fungi, Ascomycota, Dothideomycetes, Pleosporales, Pleosporaceae. The record is from RefSeq and is a predicted model, not a curated record. Bases 1 to 660 code for a protein of 219 amino acids. The transcript is spliced from 5 exons.